Porites evermanni is the source of this 1826-nucleotide messenger RNA. The record is from the annotation of a GenBank genome assembly. NCBI's taxonomy places the organism in Eukaryota, Metazoa, Cnidaria, Anthozoa, Scleractinia, Poritidae.
AUGAUCCCGAAGACGUUCAUUACGGUGAUCCUUUAUGCAACUGCGAUGUCAGUGGCCAGCGAGCAAUGCGAAGAUGGCUCAUUGAACCAACACCUCUGCCAAAAGAAGUGUAAUUUUAGCCAUUGUUCCUGUAAAAUGACAGAAACAACUCCAUUUAGCAGCUGUUCACAAAACUGCAAUUUUCUUUCUUCGUGUCCAACAAUGGCCUGUUCUGGUAAGUAAGCAUUGAGAUGUCUAUUGCUUAAGCUAAGAGAAGAAAGCCUUACAGAUAAGAAAACAUAGAAAACAUUUUGGUUGCUCUGUGGCGCUUCACGAGCACUAAAUGUGACCGGCUCUCCAAUCCACCGAUCAUGCUCUCUACUCUCAACGAUCUUAAGGCGCCUUUUUUGAGGAUUUUUUCCUUUACUCAACCACACUGAUACACUGCAUAAGUUACAGAAAAGUUCAUAAUUACAUAAUAAAGAAUUAGGAAAGAGGAAGGAGACGAAGAGCAUCUAACACGUAUAACACAUGCAUUUUAAAAAUAUAAUGGCCUGACUGUAUAACUGACUAAGGUACUAAUCAUUUGUCACAACUGGCUGGCCACAGCAGGGUAGUCCUAAGGAGAAUUUCCUGAUUAAUCAGGGCUAUCCAGACAGGUUCGGUUGAUUCCUAAAUGGUAUGAUGAUGGGGUUUAGUCAAGGAAAUUUUUUAAAAAAGUGACUAAUAUUUUAUUUUCAAAAUGACCGGGUUGGGUGGCCUGGUCUGACUUUCCGAAAGGGCCCUUAAUCUACUUUCAGAAUAGAAAAACCUCUGGGACCAGAGUAAGAUCGUGGUGGUAACACAGGAAAUAGUGAACGCUUGUUCGCCCGAAAAUUACACUUGUACUACAGGCGAUAACAAGAAACAAGAACCAGCAGUAGAAUAACCCAGAAACACGGGACACAGGCUAAGCUAUCCUGUAGGGUCACAAAAACGCAAAUUUUCGAUUUCAAUUUCCCUGUGCUAUGUAACAGAAAAGAAGCCCGUUUCCUCAAGCUAUCCCAACCAACUCCCAGCCGGUUGAAGUGCUCUGUAAUGACAACGGUUAAAGAAAAGAUAGCACCUGCUCCUGGUUUAGGCUUGGAAAAGGGUGACCAGCUUUAGGUCCCGGCGAUCAAAGCGAAAUUACAGAGGCCCGAUCGAGAAGUCCAAGGAUCUAUUUACUCUUUCGUUCAAUUCCUUAACCGUAUACCUACUCUUUUUUGUUUGUUGACCACUAAAGGAUGGUGCGUCUUAUAUGUUUGUAGUCGGGUACCACUGCAUGCAUGACGGGAAGGCAGCCUCUCCCGCAAUACUGUCCACGCAGUCUCCACAUUUAUGAUGGAAUGAUAUAAUUGCUACCUUUGCUAUGGAUAGCUGUUACAACGCCAAGAAUAACGUAUUCAAGCAAUUGUUCUUUUAGAUCGUGAACAGGAAAUUAACGUGCUGUGCUUCUAACUUCAGGUAGAAAUGUGUGCGCACAGAAGUGCUUCUUCGGAAUGUGUAACAUGAAUUGUGCUUCCAGUAAGUUAUGCUCCCAGUCGUGCGUAUGGAAGGCAAAAUGUCGUCACAUCAAGUGUUCGGCUUCCACUUGCAACCAGGUCUGCACCAACUGCACCAUGGAGUGCGUCAAAGGAGUAGAAAGAUGUGAUCAGAUGUGCUUAGGAGGAGAGUGUCGAAUGGAGUGCUUUGCCCAACACUGUAAGAGGCAAUGUGUUAAAGGAAAAUGUUACUACAUUGGACAGUCACAGAGCAUGGCACCGAUUAUUUAUGGCUGGAUUUGGAUUUUUACAACAGGCGUUUUUAUGCUUCUGCUAAACACCUGA